Striga asiatica is the source of this 528-nucleotide messenger RNA. Lineage: Eukaryota; Viridiplantae; Streptophyta; Magnoliopsida; Lamiales; Orobanchaceae. The record is from the annotation of a GenBank genome assembly.
AUGGACAUCGCAGCUGAAACUGGCGGCGGAGAGCAGCCGAAGAAGGCGGCGCGUCGGUCGAGGAAGGGUUGCAUGCGCGGAAAGGGCGGCCCGGACAACGCCCUCUGCACCUACCGCGGCGUCCGGCAGCGGACGUGGGGCCGCUGGGUGGCCGAGAUCCGUGAGCCCAAACGCGGCUCCCGCGUCUGGCUGGGCACCUUCAACACCUCCCUCGAGGCCGCGCGUGCGUACGACGACGCCGCUCGCCGCCUCUACGGCGACGCAGCCAAGCUCAACCUCCCAGAAGAGGGUGGCGCCCACGAGGUGCCGGUGGCGGAGGAUGCUCCUCCGGCGGCCGAAUCCGCCGCCGCCGGAGAAGGCGUUUGCGGCGAAUGGCUGCCGGAAUACUUUGAGGAGGGUUUUGGGGAGGCGAGCAGCCUGUGGGAGGUGCCGGCGGCGCCGACGCUGCUGGACGAGAAGCAGGGGUGGAGCUGGCCGGAAUAUGAGCCGGAUUCCAUGGAUGACCACCAAGUUCCGCCGGCGUGCUAG